Cucumis melo (muskmelon) is the source of this 4282-nucleotide messenger RNA. Its product is annotated as histidine kinase 4-like. Lineage: Eukaryota; Viridiplantae; Streptophyta; Magnoliopsida; Cucurbitales; Cucurbitaceae. The record is from RefSeq and is a predicted model, not a curated record. Bases 908 to 3922 code for a protein of 1004 amino acids. Gene Ontology annotation, biological process: phosphorylation; phosphorelay signal transduction system. The transcript has 11 exons. Gene Ontology annotation, molecular function: phosphorelay sensor kinase activity.
AGAGAGGAUGCAUAGAACCCAACUUUGGUUCAACAAAAGAAAAAAAAAAUGCUUUCUUCUUCUUCUUGUUCUUCUUCUCCUUCCCAAUUCUCAAAUUUUUGCUCUGUCGAACAACCCAUCUCUCCCCUUUUUGUCUCCUCAAUUUCAUGUUCCACUGUUUCAAAGCUCUCAAUCUCUGUGCUUAGCUGUUUGUUUUUUUAUAUAUAUUUUUUGUCCCCCUUUUCUUUUGGGUAUUCAACACUCUCUGUAUUUGAUUAUUUUAUGCAGCUCAGACAGUGAACGUGCUCUUCUUUGUCAGAUUGCCGCUUCCUUCUCCUCCCCCAACUAAGCUUCACGUUCAAGAAAGCACAUGAUUGCAAUUUUGUAUUUUACAUUUGUUUUUUAUGUGUUUGUUUAUUCAUAUUCCUAUUUGCCCUCAUUUGCAAUCUGCUUGUGAAACAUCAUUCAUAGUCAAAAUCUAGAGCAAUUUGAAGAGUUGGGAAAGAGGUAUAAAGAGGGAAUACUUUGGAGUUUGGGCUUUUUUUCUUCUUCUUCUUUUUUUUUUUUUUUAUCUCUUUUUACAUCUUUUGAGAGUCUUGUUUCUUCUGGGAAUUGGGAAAUUUUUUCCUUUUCAUUUUCCUUUGCUUCUUUAAUUAUGCCUCUCUCUGCCCUCUUCCUCUCUAUUUCUGUAAUGGGGUUUUAGUGAAGUAGAGUCAGAGAGGGAAGUGAGAGGAGAGAGAGAGAGAGAGAGAGAGAGAGAGAUUGUGUGUUUGUUGAAAUGGGGUUCUCGAAUGAUCGUCAGAUUUUUUUUCAAAAGUGGCCUUAUAUUUGUGUAUCUCUCUGUGCAACUUCAAUAUGAGGUUAUUAAGGAAAGAGAUAAAGGAGGAAGAAGGGAGAGAGAAAAGGUAGAAAAGACUCAAUUGUUGGGAUGAGUAUGAAGAUGCAGCAGAGCCACCACUCAGUGGCUGUAAGGUUUAAUGAGCAAAUUGGAAGUAAAAAAGGGUCCACAUUCAUUCAAGCCAAGAGGGCUUGGCUUCCUAAGUUUCUAUUGCUCUGGGUUCUGUUGGUGGCGUUCAUCAGUAUGUUGAUCUACAAAGGAAUGGAUGCUGAUAACAAAGUUAGAAGAAAGGAAGUUCUGGGGAGUAUGUGUGACCAGAGGGCAAGGAUGCUUCAGGAUCAAUUUAGUGUCAGUGUCAACCAUGUCCAUGCUUUGGCCAUUCUUAUUUCCACUUUCCACUACUCCAAAAAUGUAUCAGCAAUUGAUCAGGAAACUUUUGCUGAGUACACGGCCCGAACAGCUUUCGAGCGGCCUUUGCUUAGUGGUGUGGCAUUUGCACAAAGAGUAGUGCACUUUGAGCGAGAAAAAUUUGAGAAACAGCAUGGGUGGACUAUAAAAACAAUGGAAAGGGAACCAUCACCUAUAAAGGAUGAGUAUGCGCCAGUCAUAUUUUCCCAGGAGACAGUUUCCUAUAUCGAAUCUCUUGAUAUGAUGUCUGGAGAGGAGGACCGAGAGAACAUUUUGAGGUCAAGAGAAACAGGUAAAGCUGUUUUAACGAGCCCUUUCAGGCUACUGGGUUCUCAUCAUCUUGGAGUUGUGUUGACGAUACCUGUUUAUAAAACUAAGCUUCCUCUAAAUCCAACAAUGGAUGAACGAACUCGAGCAACAGCAGGCUACCUUGGUGGAGCAUUUGAUGUGGAAUCGCUUGUGGAAAAUUUACUUGGGCAACUUGCUGGAAAUCAGGCAAUUUUGGUGAAUGUAUACGAUAUCACGAACUACUCCGAUCCCCUAGUAAUGUAUGGUCAUCAAUAUGAAGAUGGUGACAUGUCUCUUUUACAUGAGAGCAAACUAGAUUUUGGAGAUCCAUUUAGAAAGCAUCAGAUGAUAUGCAGAUAUCAUCAGAAAGCACCAACUUUAUGGACGGCACUUACCACUGCAUUCUUAUUCUUUGUGAUUGGAUUGUUAGUGGGAUAUAUCUUAUACGGUGCAGCAACUCAUAUCGUUAAAGUGGAGGAUGAUUUCCAUGAAAUGCAAGAACUGAAAGUUCGAGCCGAAGCUGCUGAUAUUGCAAAAUCUCAGUUUCUCGCCACGGUCUCUCAUGAAAUCAGGACACCCAUGAAUGGCAUCCUUGGAAUGCUUGCUUUACUUCUUGAUACUGAGCUGAGUUCAACUCAAAGGGAUUAUGCUCAAACUGCUCAGGCCUGUGGAAAAGCACUGAUAGCGUUAAUAAAUGAGGUGCUUGACCGGGCAAAAAUUGAAGCUGGGAAGUUGGAGCUUGAAGCGGUUCCUUUCGACCUUAGAUUGAUACUAGAUGAUGUUUUAUCUUUGUUUUCUGAAAAGUCAAGGCACAAGGGAGUAGAGUUGGCAGUAUUCAUUUCUGACAAAGUUCCUGAAAUUGUUAUGGGAGAUCCUGGAAGGUUCAGACAAGUAAUCACAAAUCUCGUGGGCAACUCUGUUAAAUUCACAGAACAAGGACAUAUAUUUGUCAAAGUUCAAUUAGCUGAACAAUCAAUGGUCUCUACGAAUAUCAAAUCUGAAACUCACAUGAACGGAAACUUAGAAGAUGGUGCAUCGCACAAUAAACAUCAGUUUGAAACCUUAAGUGGAUUUGAGGCAGCUGAUAACCAAAACAGUUGGGACACUUUUAAGCACCUAGCAAAUGAGGAAUUCCAACCAAACGGUUCAAGCAAUCUCAUGGCUACAAAUGAAAGUUCUGAUAUUGUUACCGUCAUGAUAUCUGUGGAAGAUACAGGAAUCGGGAUUCCGUUAAGCGCACAAGGUCGGGUUUUUAUGCGGUUCAUGCAAGCAGAUAGCUCAACAUCCAGAAACUAUGGUGGAACUGGUAUUGGCUUAGACAUCAGUAAGUGUUUGGUUGAACUUAUGGGUGGCCAGAUAAACUUUGUAAGCCGGCCUCAGGUUGGAAGCACAUUCUCAUUCACUGCUGUUUUUGGGAGAUGUGAGAAGAAAGCGACAGUUAACAUCAAAAAGUCUAAUUUGGAGGAACUUCCUUCUGCAUUUAGAGGAUUGAAAGCAGUUGUAGUUGAUGGGAAACCAGUUAGAGCUGCUGUUACCAAAUACCAUUUGAAAAGGCUUGGGAUCCUGGUUGAAGUUGCUAGUAGUGUCAAGAUGGCUGCAGCUUUAUGGGGGAAAAAUGGAUCAGUUAGAUCAAGCAAUAUACUUCAGCCUGAUGUAAUUCUUCUCGAGAAAGAUAUCUUUAUUUCAAAUGAGGAAUGUGGUUCUUCUAAUCUGCUUCAUCAACUAGACUGGAAGCAGAAUGGUCAUACCUUAAAACUGCCAAAAUUGAUCCUUCUUGCAACCAGCAUGAGCACGGUGGAAAUUGAUAAAGCGAAGGAAAUGGGUUUCUCUGACACCGUGAUCAUGAAACCAUUGAGAGCAAGCAUGAUUGGUGCAUGUCUUCAACAGGUGCUUGGCUCGGGAAAGAAACGACAACUUGGGAAGGACAUGGCCAAUGGCUCUAACUUUCUUAAAGGGCUGCUCUGUGGUAAGAAAAUAUUGGUCGUUGAUGACAAUAAGGUAAACCGAAGAGUUGCUGCAGGUGCUUUAAAGAAAUUUGGUGCUGACGUAGAGUGUGUCGAGAGUGGGAAAGCUGCAUUGGCAUUGCUUCAACUGCCACACACUUUUGAUGCUUGCUUUAUGGAUAUUCAGAUGCCUGAAAUGGAUGGAUUUGAAGCAACCCGAAGAAUCAGGAUGAUGGAGAGCAAGGAAAACGAGGUACUGAUUAGGGAAUCAAAUGGCAAAGAAAAUGCAAGGAAAGACGAGUGGCAUGUUCCAAUAUUAGCCAUGACCGCAGAUGUAAUUCACGCAACAUACGACGAGUGUCUGAAAUGUGGGAUGGACGGAUAUGUAUCGAAGCCAUUUGAGGAAGAGAAUCUUUACCAGGCAGUUGCCAAGUUCUUCAAUACAAAGCCCAUCACUGAUUCAUGACACAUGGCCAUUGAACUCGACGCAACUGUCAACUCCGACAUCAAAAGACGCUUGGUCUGGGUUUGGUUAGUACAACAUUUUACAGGAGAUGUUCACAAGACUUGGUUUGAAGGAAUCACGAUCACUUAAAGGGGCCACCAUUUUUGACCAAAUUGUUGUACUUCUGGGCAUUAUUUGUACAUUAGCUAUUAGACCCUGCUGCUGCUUCCUUGUAUGUACUGUGCUGUAGGCCCUUUGAGUUGUGGCUUUUGGGCUGGGGGCUGCUGUAAGGGGUGUAAAUUUAUGAUUAUGAUUAUGAUUAUUUUAUGCUUACAUUAGUCCCAAAAAAGAGAAAAGAAUCAACCUAAGAAACAUGAUCAA